AUGAGCACCAACUGGGCCGACUACCUGAACCUGGUCUACAGCGUCCCGUUCUGGGAGGCAGAGCUUGAGAAGCUGACCUCACUUGUGCAGCCGUACCUUCAUGAGCCUGAAGUAGGCGAAAAGUUCAAGAACGUCCAGGAGAUGAUGGACGUGUUCUACCAGUGCGAGGAUGUCCGUGACCACCUGAAUGAGUUGGCGGAGUUGGCAACACGUGCCUCCGGCUUCAUGGGAACCGGUUUCGCUGCAGAGGAAAAGGUGGAGAACAUGGACGAGCAC
Messenger RNA from Symbiodinium pilosum, 276 nucleotides. NCBI's taxonomy places the organism in Eukaryota, Dinophyceae, Suessiales, Symbiodiniaceae. The record is from the annotation of a GenBank genome assembly.